GUGUAUGUGUUUAUUUGAGACGCUGAGACCAUGCACCGCUGAACGAGCUCGUCUGUCAUACAGAAGACAGCUCGGUUAUUGGGGGGAAAUAUGUCGACCUUGUCAUUGCCUCUUUCAAAUCUCGUCAGAAAUAAAGACAGCUUCAAAAGACUUAUCACACACUUUAAGUAUCUGCACACAAAAAGCAGAAGAUGUUUGGUCGACAGCGGAUCGCCGUGGAUGUUUGGUGCGCGGGGACGGAAAUCUGGUCUUGUGUCCCAGAGGCUGAGCUCAAUGAGAGAAGUGACAGCAGCGAACAUGUGCACAAACUCCAGUGACGACAAGAUCAGCUGGCUCUGGUCUGUUUACAAUGAAACUAAAAAGCAAACGGAAGAUUUAGUACCAGUGAUCUCAAACAACUCUGUCAAUCCAGACACAAUCUUUGCUAAUAAUGAGAUGAGCCUGCAGGACAUUGAGAUCUAUGGUUUUGAUUAUGACUACACACUGGCUUUCUACUCCAGUCACCUUCACACCAUCAUUUUCAACAUCGCCCGGGAUAUUCUUAUACAGGAGCAUAGGUAUCCAGAAGGAUUAAGGGAAUAUGAAUACAUCCCAAAUUUUGUGAUCCGUGGUCUGCACUAUGACGUUCAGAAGGCCUUACUAAUGAAGAUAGAUGCCUUUCAUUAUAUCCAACUGGGUACAGUGUACAGGGGUCUUAAUCCUGUGCCAGAUAAGGAGGUCAUUGCAAUGUACGAAGGCUCCCAUGUACCCCUUGAAAUCAUGAGUGACUUUUAUGGCAAGAGUUCUCAUGGUCAAACAAUGAAGCAGUUCAUGGAUAUCUUCUCCCUUCCAGAGAUGUCGCUUCUCUCCUGCGUGAAUGACUAUUUUAUGAAGCACAAUAUCGAUUACGAGCCUGUUCAUCUCUAUAAGGAUGUCAAGGAGGCUAUAGGAGACGUUCACAUCAGAGGCCUUAUGUAUCGAGCAGUAGAAGCAGAUAUUGAGAAAUACAUAUGUUACGGUGAACAGACGCAUGCUGUUUUACGGAAGCUCUCCAGAAACGGAAAGAAGAUGUUUUUGAUCACCAACAGCCCGUUUGAUUUUGUAGAUCGAGGGAUGAACUACAUAGUUGGCAAAGACUGGCGAGACCUGUUUGAUGUUGUCAUUGUGCAGGCCGACAAGCCAAGUUUUUUCAACGACAGGAGAAAGCCGUUCAGACGAGUUACUGAUAAAGGCGUGUUGUUAUGGGACAGGAUUCACCACCUUGAGAAAGGGCAGAUCUAUAAACAGGGAAACCUGUAUGAGUUUUUACGGCUUACGGGCUGGAGGGGCUCCAAGGUCUUGUACUUUGGAGAUCACAUUUACAGUGACCUUGCGGACCUGACCCUAAAGCACGGUUGGAGAACAGGAGCCAUCAUUCCUGAGCUACGUAAGGAGAUCAAAAUGAUGAACACAGAGGAAUAUGUCCACACUAUGACCUGGUUGCAGGCCUUGACCGGACUACUCGAACAAAUGCAGGUGCACAGAGACUCUGCGUCACAAACGGUGAUUCAGCAGUGGAUCAAUGAACGCGAGGAUAUGAGGUCGCGGGCUAAAGGCGUCUUCAACGCCCAGUUCGGGAGUCUUUUCCGUACGUACCACAACCCGACCUACUUCUCGCGUCGACUCUCAAGGUUCGCCGAUAUCUACAUGGCUUCCCUCAGCUGUCUGUUAAACUACGAUCUCCAGCACACCUUCUACCCCAGACGCACGCCCCUGCAGCACGAGUCUCCUAUCUGGCCCGAGCAAACCACCACCGGAGCCAUGAACAUACAGAACCACAGGAUAAAGACCGGAUCAGAGUAGAGAGGAUGUAAGACCGAUAUUAGUGUGUUUUUAGUGUUACCAAUGUAACGGUAUGUAAUUACUGUUAUAUUUCAUUAGAGAUCAAACUGAAAAACUAUUAUUAACAUAAUUAAUAAUAGUGAAAUUCAACGGUAGUAGUGGUGUUGUGGGUUACACAAAAAUAUGUGUAACAGCUGAAGUAUAAAAUGCUAUUAUAUAAUGGGGAAGGGUUACAAUUUCCUUUAUUUUAUACAUUACUAUUGGUUUAAUUAAAGAAAUUAAAGGCAUAGUCCACCCAAAAAUCGGCUCAACUUCAUGCUUGCUUCAUAUGGUUGAAUGCAAAAAGUCCCUUUUCUAUUCAAUGCAUGAUUUAUUUAUAUUCAGAAAAGUACAGUAGCGGUCCAUUGUAACCUUUUAAUAACUUUGUAUAGGGAAAAGAUGGAAAUGAUCAUGUUUUGGGUGAACUAUCACUUUAAAAAUGAAAUUUUGGUUUUAAACUCAGUGGCGGCAGGUGUCAUGUGUCUGGCUCGUCGUGUCAAAAUGGGAACCUAUGUGCGUCACAUGUCGUGUCAAAAUAGGUGCCUGUUGCAUACGCGUCAAAUAAGUUCAUGAGUAUUUAGUAAACGCAAACAUCCAUUUUUAUUAUAAACCCUUACAAAGCGUCUGUAGCAGGCACGUAUUUUGACAAGAAUGCACAUAGGUUCACAGGAUGCAGGGAACACAUAUUUUGUCAUGACGAUUCACACCCAUGACAAUGUUUUGAUAAAUUUCGCAUUCGUGCCUCCUCUAAAAAAUAGUCACAAGCCACCACUGUUUAAACUAAAGGAAAGUGGAUAAGACAAUGGGUCUCAUUUACUAAGCAUGCGUACGCACAAAUUUUUUCGUGAAAUAUACGUUCGGACGUUUAAACUAACAAUCAUGAAUCAACAAAAACUUUUAUACAACUUUUAUUUCUUAUGGAUGUUUUCAAUAACGUAACAACAACUUAAACCACACGUACGCAAAAAUCAUGAACAAGGAAAAAGAAACCUAUAUUUUUUUUUUCUUGGUCAAGAUUAUUGUGCAAGUUGUUAUCUUAUGUUUUUGCAUACAUUUAAAAUAAAUGUAAGUAUUAAAAGUUUUGUUGAACCAUGAUUUGUUAGUUUAAAUGUUUGCAUGCACAUUUUACGAACAAAUUUGUCCAUACGCAUGCUUAGUGAAUGAGACUCAAUGUGUUAAUUUUUAGAUUUCAUUUAUAUUUGCUCAUUUACAGAAUUAAUAUGUUGGUCUGCGCUAAGGUACACAAAGUGUGGUAUUAAAAGUUGAUAUGUAUGUAGUUUGUGUGCAUAAUCAAAGUAGAUUGUUUGUUUUCUAGUAUUGUCGGUUUUCCGAAAGCUGCCAUUGGGAAAACAGUUCCCUCCCCAAAUAUUACAAUACAGUGGGGUUGUGUUGGGCGAGUUGGGAGUGUUUACAUGUAUUGAGGGAAGUCAGCCUACAAAUACACUUUAAAAAGUAAAGGUUGGAUUCACUUAAAAAAAUCACUUAUAUUGGUAACACAAUUGUUUUUACUUAAAGGUGAUGUGUGUAAUUUUUAGCGACAUCUAGUGGUAAGAUUGCGAAUUGCAACCAACAGCUCACCCCUCUAUUAUAAAACACAUAUGAUGCCACCACAGGACAAACAUGUCAUCGUUGAGACAAUGUAGGGACGAAACACGCUCUCUAUAGCAAUUUAUCCGUUUAGGGCUACUGUUAAAACAUGACGGAAACUUUGAUGUAAGCGGACCCGUGGUGUAUGCCUCACUUUAAGUGAAAAACUUAAAGGGACACUCCACUUUUUUUGGAAAAUAUGUUCAUUUUCCAGCUGCCCUAGAGUGAAACAUUUGAUUUUUAUCGUUUUGGAAUCCAUUCAGCUGAUCUCCAGGUCUGGCGGUACAACUUUUAGCAUAGCUUAGCACAAUCCAUUGAAUCUGAUUAGACCAUUAGCAUCACGCCUAAAAAAAUAACCAAAGAGUUUCAAUAUUUUUCCUAUUUAAAACUUGACUCUUCUGCAGUUACAUCGUGUACUUAGACAGACAGAAAAUUAAAAGUUGCAAUUUUCUAGGCCGAUAUGGCUAUGAACUAUACUCUCAUUCUGGCAUAAUAAUCAAGGACGUUGCUGCUGUAACAUGGCUGCAGGAGGCACAAAGAUAUUACGGCCAUGUUACGGCAGCAACGUCCUUGAUUAUUACGCCAGAAUGAGAGUAUAGUUUUAAUCUGUCG
This is a messenger RNA of Paramisgurnus dabryanus, 4038 nucleotides long. It is a transcript of the gene nt5dc3, whose product is annotated as 5'-nucleotidase domain containing 3. The record is from RefSeq and is a predicted model, not a curated record. Lineage: Eukaryota; Metazoa; Chordata; Actinopteri; Cypriniformes; Cobitidae. Gene Ontology annotation, molecular function: 5'-nucleotidase activity.